Molecule: messenger RNA, 623 nt
Organism: Capsella rubella
Lineage: Eukaryota; Viridiplantae; Streptophyta; Magnoliopsida; Brassicales; Brassicaceae
Exons: 1
Coding region: 103-414 (103 amino acids)
Source: RefSeq, a predicted model, not a curated record
AUCUCCCAUAUCCACAUAAGAAAAACCUGAAAAGCCCUAAUUACAAAUCAUCUCAAGAAACCUAGCUAGCUAAUAAGCUUUCUUGUCAAAUAAUAUAUCAAAAUGGGAAUCAGAUUCAGCCAUGGUCCUUCGACUACAACCAUUCACUACAGGAGUCAUCAUGAUCAUCAAGAUGAUGGUGAGGAUCAUAGGAGCAAGAAGACGAACAUCAUCAAUCACGACAAGUCUCAUCAAAACCAAUCAAGUUUUCAGAUUCCACUUCAUUAUCCAAAGUAUACGAAAAGUGAUUAUGAGAAAAUGCCAGAGUGGCAAUUGGACCAGCUUCUUAGAGAGUACGGCUUGCCGAUCAUCGGAGAUUCUUACGAGAAGAGGAAGUUUGUCAUCGGAGCUUUUCUCUGGUCGCCGGAGAACUAGCACUAGCUAGGUGUUAUCGUAACAUGAGUUUCAUCGUACGUCAUAUACUCAUAUGUAUAUGUAAUAUGUUACUAUUUAAAAUAAAAAUAGAUUGGUUAAAUGGUGAAAAAAGAAACAUGUUUGCAUGUAUAUAUUUAUCUUGGACAUGUCUAUGUGUUGAUCGUGUGUUUCUCUACUCUCCAUGUAUGUUAUUGUUAUUACCUCAUGGG